This is a messenger RNA of Symbiodinium natans, 1872 nucleotides long. Lineage: Eukaryota; Dinophyceae; Suessiales; Symbiodiniaceae. The record is from the annotation of a GenBank genome assembly.
AUGGUCAGACUUCUGCGCGCAUGGCAAGGAAAGCCGGAUGCUGUUUGCCCGAAGCGCGAGGAGGAGGAGGCAGGGGCAAGAAAUCGCCCAUCCAAGCUGACAAUUUCAAGCCUGGUCGGAGACAUCAGCAAACUCAGCGACCUUGGCCUGGCGAGUGAGGACCUGAAAUCUUGGCAGCUUGAGAAGUUAACCGCAGGAAGGUCGGUGGCACGUCGAGCCUCGGAGCCCAGCGCCCUCCACAGCGAUGGCACGCAGUCCUGGAACCUCGGGAGUUUUGGGAGCCCCAGAAGCCCCAGGAAUCCUGGAAAUCCUGGGACCCCAACGCCACAGCGACCUCCGGGAAGUGCUCCCUUGUCGCCAAGGAAGCGGCCUUCCCACACUCUGGUCUUGCCAGCAACCGCUCGGCCAUAUAGGGACAGGAACGAUGGGCACGACUCGGCCAGCAAGGGCCUUGAGGAAGAGGAGGUUCAGAAAGCCAAGUCAGAUCGGCUGCCAGGAGUUCAGCGCUGGGAUUUCCGUCGGAGAGGUCCCGCGCUGAGCCAGGAAAGUACGUCCCCGGCCUCGCCGCGAGGGCAUCGAGAAGACUCCAUUGCGGACCUGAUGGCCAAGAUCCUUGAUGAGGAGCCCGAUUGCCAUUGGAUGGAGGAGUUGUGGCUUCCCGUGCUGUCCAAGUCGCCCCCGGAGGUUUGUUCCUCCAUAUCACACCGCGCCAUCGGCUACUGGGUCGAUCUCUUUAAUCGAUGGCAGGGGGCCGGCGGCUGGAUUCCCGGGUGUGCGCCCAAGCUGAUGGAUGCCUCUGAAUUUCGAGACUUCAUCGCCGCUCCUAUGGCGAAAGUCCUGCAGUGGGUCAAGAUCUUCGAUCCUCCGUCAUACUCCCGGCUCGAGGCGACAAAGUCCACGAUGGCGUACCAGAGUGUGAGGAUCAGCCCAGGGGCGUUUCUGACCUCCGCCAUCCUUCUGGCCACCAAGAUCGCGAAGAAGCAGAAGCUCCGCUUCAUCCUGGGGGUCUUCGAUGAGGAUGACUCGGAGACGUUCGACCGGAGCGAGUUUGUGGAGCUGAUGUCCUCCUUCUUGUUGGGCUUGGGCACUGUGCUCGGCACCUCCGUCCCCAAGUCCACCAGACGCCAGUGGACAGGGAAUCUUCUCUUCGAUCGCAUUCAAACGAUGUCCUGCUGCAAGCUCCCGGCGCAGGAGGCGAAGAAGAUUAAGUCCUCUGGCUGCAUGCCCUUCAGUCUACUUGAGGAAUGGUUCCUUGGAGAUUCAGGUGAUCCCCUGGCACUGCCUUUCGCACUCCUCUUCGAGCGCUAUUCCGAGGGCUCGAGUGAGGAUCCCGAGAAGUAUGAGGAUGAGGACAGGAAGUUCAAGAUGACGCACAAGAGGCGCGUAGCGCAUCCGGUGGAGGCGGCCAGUUCCUUGGACUCGAGCUUCAUCCGGCGUGACCAGAUUGGAAUGCUCAAGAGAAUUUUCGAUUUCUGUAAGAAGGAGUGCUGCUAUUCCUUCUCCCACUGGGAGGCCGAGAGGGCCCUGAAAACAUCAAUCCACCCAGACCUUUGGUGCAACUUCGCGGCUCGAGGCUUGGAGCAAUCGGAGUCCAUGCGCCAGGACAGGCAAAGUGUGACUUUCCUAGACUUCUUGAAGGCUGCCAUGCCGCACGCACAAGGACGACACCACCGUAUGUUCCUGUCCUGGCUCCAAGAGCUGGAUGAAAUUGAGCAGCUCAAGAAGCAGUCCGCAACCUCCCGAUUUGAGAAGGACCGCUUCGAGAACUACGUCUCUCGCAGCGCGCUCCACGCGGUGCGCAGGGCGAAGCUAGAGGAGCAGUUCUCGGCCCUUGCGAGUGGCAACGUCGAGGACCCCUUGAGUUUUUCUUGA